AUGGGAAGAGAGGGCAUUUUGCCCCUUGUGAUUUGGCUGAUCUUGGUGGUUCGACCCCUGAGGUGUAUUUAUGCUAAUAUGGAAGGCGAUGCUCUUCAUAAUCUUAGAGCAAACUUACAAGAUCCAAACAACGUGCUGCAAAGCUGGGACCCGACACUUGUCAACCCAUGCACAUGGUUCCAUGUCACUUGCAACAAUGAUAACAGUGUGAUUAGAGUUGAUUUAGGGAAUGCUGCUUUGUCCGGUCAAUUGGUCCCACAACUCGGCUUGUUGAAGAAUUUGCAGUACCUGGAGCUAUACAGUAAUAACAUAAGUGGGCCCAUACCCAGUGACCUUGGGAAUCUGACUAAUUUGGUGAGCCUCGACCUGUACUUGAACAGAUUCAGUGGUCCAAUUCCAGACGCAUUGGGGAAGCUGCCGAAAUUGCGUUUUCUCCGGCUCAAUAACAACACCUUGACGGGUACUAUUCCAAUGUUGUUGACCAAUAUCUCAACCCUUCAAGUCUUGGAUCUCUCAAAUAACCUUCUUUCAGGCGCAGUUCCUGAUAAUGGUUCUUUUUCUUUGUUCACACCCAUCAGUUUUGCAAAUAACUUGAAUUUGUGCGGCCCGGUCACUGGAAAACCAUGCCCUGGAUCUCCUCCAUUCUCUCCACCCCCUCCAUUUGUACCACCACCCCCAACUUCUUCGCCAGGUGGAAAUAGUGCCACCGGAGCCAUUGCCGGAGGAGUUGCCGCCGGUGCUGCUUUGCUAUUCGCUGCCCCUGCCAUCGCAUUUGCAUGGUGGCGCCGAAGAAAACCGCAGGAUCAAUUUUUUGACGUGCCAGCCGAGGAGGACCCCGAGGUUCACCUGGGACAGCUCAAGAGGUUUUCCCUCCGUGAGCUGCAAGUUGCGACCGAUAGCUUCAGCAAUAAGAACAUUUUGGGGAGGGGUGGUUUCGGAAAGGUGUACAAGGGGCGGCUUGCUGACGGUUCUCUGGUGGCCGUCAAGAGGCUCAAGGAGGAGAGGACACCUGGCGGUGAACUUCAGUUCCAGACGGAGGUUGAGAUGAUUAGCAUGGCCGUACACCGUAACCUUCUCAGGCUUCGCGGUUUCUGCAUGACACCAACUGAGCGUCUGCUCGUCUAUCCGUAUAUGGCUAACGGGAGUGUUGCAUCGUGUUUGAGAGAACGACCACCUAACGAACCGCCGCUAGAUUGGCCGACAAGGAAGCGCAUUGCUCUUGGGUCCGCGAGAGGCUUGUCGUAUCUGCAUGACCAUUGUGACCCGAAGAUUAUUCACCGUGACGUGAAGGCUGCCAAUAUACUGCUAGACGAAGAAUUCGAGGCUGUGGUCGGAGAUUUUGGUCUCGCCAAGCUCAUGGAUUAUAAGGAUACACAUGUGACUACUGCCGUUCGUGGCACCAUUGGGCACAUAGCUCCCGAGUACCUCUCGACUGGAAAAUCAUCCGAGAAAACAGAUGUGUUCGGGUACGGGAUUAUGCUUCUUGAACUGAUAACUGGGCAGAGGGCUUUCGAUCUGGCCCGUCUCGCUAAUGAUGAUGAUGUCAUGUUACUCGAUUGGGUGAAAGGGCUUCUGAAAGAAAAGAAACUCGAAAUGUUGGUUGACCCGGACCUGCAGAGCAGAUACGUAGGAUCGGAGGUGGAGCAGCUGAUCCAAGUGGCCCUGCUUUGCACUCAGAGUUCCCCAAUGGACCGGCCCAAAAUGUCUGAUGUUGUGAGGAUGUUAGAAGGAGAUGGAUUGGCCGAGAAGUGGGACGAGUGGCAGAAAGUGGAGGUUCUCCGGCAGGAGGUGGAGCUUGCCGCACCACAUCCGACCUCCGAUUGGAUUGUGGACUCCACCGAGAAUUUGCAUGCCGUAGAAUUAUCCGGUCCGAGGUGA
Molecule: messenger RNA, 1878 nt
Organism: Striga hermonthica
Lineage: Eukaryota; Viridiplantae; Streptophyta; Magnoliopsida; Lamiales; Orobanchaceae
Source: the annotation of a GenBank genome assembly